GGGAGCGGUGGGGACGAGGCGGCGGCGGCGGCGGCAGGAGGAGGUGCAGGGGUUGGCACGAGAGCAGCGGCCCGGGGAGGCCCGCAGCAACACCCGCAGCCGCUGCCGCCGCCUUUAGACGCGGACGGCACUAGAGGGGACCGCCGGCCGUCUAAGCCGCGCUCGGGUCCCGCCGCAGUGGGCGGCGGGGGAUGGGCAGGCGGCGGCGGGCCAGCCUGCUGAGCGGUGACUCCUGCCUGUGCGGACCUUGAGCUGGUCCCCAGUCCUCCGCCGGAGAUCCUGCGUCCGCCGCGGCCCAGAGUUGUAAAACCGGUAAGAUCAAGUGCCUAUUGAAAGAGACUCACUCUUGGCUGAGAAGAGAAUUAGGAACUAGAUUAAAUGGAAACCACCCUUGGGAACUAGAUGCCUGUGUAGCUGUUUUACCACAUCGGUGUUUUGCAAUGAGUGGGGGAGGAGAGCAGCCAGAUAUCCUCAGUGUUGGAAUCUUGGUCAAAGAAAGAUGGAAAGUGUUAAGAAAGAUUGGGGGUGGGGGCUUUGGAGAAAUUUACGAUGCCUUGGACAUGCUCACCAGGGAAAAUGUGGCACUGAAGGUGGAGUCUGCUCAGCAGCCAAAGCAAGUUCUGAAGAUGGAGGUGGCUGUGUUGAAGAAACUGCAAGGGAAAGACCAUGUUUGUAGAUUUAUUGGCUGUGGGAGAAAUGAUCGUUUCAACUAUGUGGUCAUGCAAUUGCAGGGUCGGAAUCUGGCAGAUCUUCGACGUAGCCAGUCCCGGGGCACAUUCACCAUUAGCACUACUCUUCGGCUCGGGAGACAGAUUCUGGAGUCUAUUGAGAGCAUCCACUCUGUGGGAUUCCUUCACAGAGACAUCAAACCGUCAAACUUCGCAAUGGGACGCUUUCCCAGUACAUGUAGGAAAUGUUUCAUGCUUGAUUUUGGCUUGGCCCGACAAUUUACCAAUUCCUGUGGGGACGUCAGACCACCUCGUGCUGUGGCAGGCUUUCGAGGGACAGUUCGAUAUGCAUCAAUCAAUGCUCAUCGUAAUAGGGAAAUGGGAAGACACGAUGACCUUUGGUCCUUAUUCUACAUGUUGGUAGAGUUUGUGGUUGGUCAGCUGCCUUGGAGGAAAAUCAAGGACAAGGAGCAAGUAGGUUCCAUUAAAGAGAGGUAUGACCACAGGCUCAUGUUGAAACACCUCCCUUCCGAAUUCAGCACCUUUCUUGACCAUAUUUCCUCUUUGGAUUAUUUUACAAAACCAGACUACCAGCUUCUUACAUCCGUAUUUGACAACAGCAUCAAGACCUUUGGAGUAAUUGAGAGUGAGCCUUUUGACUGGGAGAAGAGUGGCACUGAUGGCUCCCUCACCACCACCACCACCUCUGCCACCCCUCAGCUACACACACGCCUGACCCCUGCUGCAAUUGGAAUUGCAAAUGCCACUCCCAUCCCAGGAGACUUGCUCCGAGAAAAUACAGAUGAAGUGUUUCCAGAUGAACAGCUUAGUGAUGGGGAGAAUGGAAUCCCUGUUGGUGUAUCACCAGAUAAAUUGCCUGGAUCUCUAGGGCAUGCUCGCCCUCAGGAAAAGGAUGUCUGGGAAGAGAUGGAUAUCAACAAGAAUAAGAUAAAGCUUGGAAUUUGUAAGGCUGCUACUGAAGAAGAAAAUAGCCAUGGUCACAUCAACGGUAUUCCCAAUGCUCCAAGCCUUGGCUCACCAAUUCGUGUCCGAUCAGAGAUUACUCAGCCAGAUAGGGAUGUCCCGUUAGUAAGGAAGUUACGUUCCAUUCACAGCUUUGAGCUAGAAAAACGACUGACACUGGAGCCAAAGCCAGAUACUGACAAGUUUCUUGAGACCUGCAUGGAGAAAAUGCAGAAAGAUUCCAGUGCAGGAAAGGAGUCUGUUCUCCCUGCUCUGCCUCAUAAACCCUGUGUUCCUGUUGGGUCCCGCACUGAGCACAUCUGGCACUAUGAUGAAGAAUACCUCCCUGAGGCUUCCAAGCCUGCCUCUGCCAACACUCCAGAGCAGGCAGAUGGUGGUGGCAGCAAUGGAUUUGUAGCUGUUAACUUAAGCUCUUGCAAGCAGGAGGUUGAUUCCAAAGAAUGGGUGAUUGUGGACAAGGAGCAAGACCUUCGGGAUUUUAGGACAAAUGAGGUGUUAGGCCAUAAAACAACUGGAAGCCCUUCAGAUGAGGAGCCUGAAGUACUUCAGGUCCUUGAAGGAUCACCUCAAGAUGAAAAGAUCCAAGUAGGUCCUUGGACUGACAACCAUCACUUAAAGGAAAGCUCAGGUGUGGUCUUAGCACUUUCUGCAGAAUGUCCUGCCACGGCUGCUUCAGAACAGUACACAGAUAGGCUAGACCUCCAGGCUGGAGCUGCUAGUCAGUUCCUCACAGUGACUCCCACAAGUCCAAUGGAGGCACAAGCAGAAGGACCUCUGACAGCGAUUACAAUUCCUAGACCUUCUGUUGCAUCAACACAGUCAACUUCAGGAAGCUUUCACUAUGGUCCACAACCAGAGAAGAAAGAUCUUCAACCCUUGGAACCCACUGUGGAGCUUUAUUCUCCAAGGGAAAACUUCUCGGGCUUGGUUGUAACAGAGGGCGAACUUCCUAGUGGAGGAAGCAGAAUGGAUUUGGGACUUCAGAUAGAUCACAUUGGUCAUGACAUGUUACCCAAUAUGAGAGAUGGUGACACAUCUCAAGACUUGGGACCAAAAGACCUUUGUGACCAUAAUAGAUUAGUUGUGAAAGAAUUUGAAAAUCUCCCUGGAGAAACAGAGGAAAAAAGCAUUCUUCUGGGUUCAGAUAAUGAAGAUGAGAAGUUAAGUAAAGGGCAACAUUGUGUUGAAAUCUCUCACCCAGAUUUAGUAACUACAGAAAGGGAUCAGUCAGCUACCACAGAACCUCUUGAUGUAUCAAAGACACAGAAUUUUAGUGUGGUGCCAAAUCAGGACAAAAAACAUGAGAUAAUGAAGCUUUUGACAGUAGGAACAUCAGAAAUUUCUCAAGUCAUUGACCCACAUGCUGAAGGGCAGAUAGGCCAGGUGGCAGUAAUGCAAAAAAAUAAGCUGUUUAAGGAUGCUGACAUUAAGAGUGAAGACUUGCCAGGACAUCAGGGAGACCUCUCUACUUUUUUGCACCAAGAGGGAAAGAGAGAGAAGGUUGUCCCUAGAAAUGGAGAGCUAUAUCAUUGUGUCCCAGAGAAUGAGCAUGGUACUCCCACCCGGAAGGACAUGCUUCGGUCAUCCUUUGUAACCAGGCACAGCCGGAUCCCUGUUUUAGCACAAGAAAUAGACUCAACUUUUGAGUCAUCCUCUGCAGUCUCUGCAAAAGAAAAGCUUCUACAGAAGAAAGCCUACCAGCCAGAACUAGUCAAACUUCUGGUAGAAAAAAGGCAGUUCAAGUCUUUCCUGGGGGACCUAUCAAGUGCCUCCGAUAAGCUAAUAGAGGAGAAAUUAGCUGCUGCUCCUGUUCCCUUUUCUGAGGAGGAAGUCUUUACUCCCUUUUCCAGACUGGCAGUAGAUUCCCAUCUGAGUAGAUCAGCUGAAGAUGGCUUUCUGUCACCCAUCAUCUCCCAGUCUAGAAAGAGCAAGAUUCCAAGGCCAGUUUCCUGGGUCAGCACGGAUCAAGUUAAUAGCUCAGCUUCCCCUCAGUUCUUGCCUCGGCCACCACCAGGAAAGCCACCGAUCAGGCCUGGAGUAGAAGCCAGGCUACGCAGAUAUAAAGUUCUAGGGAGUAGUAACUCUGACUCAGACCUUUUCUCUCGCCUGGCCCAAAUUCUUCAAAAUGGAUCUCAGAAACCCCGGAGUACUCCUCAAUCCAAGAGCCCAGGAUCUCCUCACAAUCCAAAAACACCACCCAAGAGUCCAGUUGUACCUCGCAGGAGUCCCAGUGCCUCUCCUCGAAGCUCAUCCUUGCCUCGAACAUCUAGUUCCUCACCAUCUAGGGCUGGACGGCCCCACCAUGACCAGAGGAGUUCGUCCCCACAUCUGGGGAGAAGCAAGUCACCCCCAAGCCACUCAGGAUCAUCGUCCUCCAGGAGGUCCUGCCAACAAGAGCAUUGCAAACCCAGCAAGAAUGGCCCAAAAGGAUCUGGCAGCCUCCACCACCACUCAGCCAGCUCUAAAACUCCCCCAGGGAAGAGUAAGCCAGCCAGUAAACUCAGCAGAUAGGAAGCAAGCAGGCUGUAUUCUGGGAAAGGUGUGAGAUCUUACUCCUAGACCUGAUGCAUGUGUGUCCCUGUAGUGUCUGUUUCAAACAAUCAGUGUUGAUCUUCUCUUGCAAAAGAAAGUAACAUGAUCAGUUAUUUAUAAGAAGACUUAACUAUCUAUAUACUAAGGAAUUACCUAGGGCAGGUAGGAAGUGGACCAGGAGUCAAAUGCUCAGUCCAGCAAAAUCCAAGGGAAGAAACUCAUAAAUGAGCUCUUGUUCUAUAGCUGCCUUUGAAAUAGGAAGUUGAGGAUAGGAAAUAGAAUGGAAUUUUAAGUGAUUUUGCCUAAGUUGUUAAUCCUCUACUCAAAGAGUAUAGCAAAGUGUUUGAUAUUUUUAUUUACAACUUCCUAACCUUGGAGAGUCAUUGUGCAGACAUUCAAAUAUAUAAGAAGCCUGUUGCCAGGAAACUAGUACUUGGGUAUAUUUGAUUUGUGUGCUUAUUUAGUGAAUCCACUCAUUCCUAGUCUCUUUCUUGGGUUUUACAUUUUUUAAAUUGUUUCUUACAUCUUAUUUUAACAAUGCACCCAAAUAAGGUUUUCAGCAGCACAUGCUAACACUUUAAAAUCCAGUUGCCCUCAUUUAGUCAAACCUUGCUAUUUUCCUUUGAGCCACAAUGCUUAGCUCAUAUAUCUUUAUCUCAAAAAGGAAAGUGAUGUCCAGCUAGAGCUGUUUCAGGCAGGUGUAUUUGGAGAGGAAGGGAGAGAGAGUGGGACAAUGUCUUUAAAGGUGGAAGCAUCCCUUCAUUUGACCUGAGUGCAUCUCCUCCUUGUAGAAGAAGACUGACCAGAGGAGACAGCUUCCUUUAUGUCCUCCCUGCACUCUCUGGUGUUAGCCUUCAAGAUGGCACUAGGAAAGCACAACACUUGAGAAUGUGGCUUAUGUUUUAGAGACUUAGAAAGAAAUUAAGUAUGUUAUUGAAACUUAUAAUCUUCAGAUUUUUGUAUUUUAUACAUUUAGCCAAUAAGGAAUGAAUAUCUGGGGAAAUAAAUUUAGGCUAAAUAGUUUUUUUUCAAUGUUUUUAUUACUUGGUUCUUGUGUUUAAUGCUUGGGCUUCUUAACCCAAUCUCCACAUAAUCCCAAUUUACAAAGUUGUAAGGAUGAUCAUAUUUGUUCUAUCCUCAUUCUCUUUCUAGCAAAAAUGAGGCAAAUUAAAGAAUACCAGACUUUUAAAAUGGGCUAUUUGAUGCCCUUGAGUGUUUAGUAUGACAAAAACCUUAUUGAGGUCAGGGAAAUUGAUCUUCCUGCUGUUGAAAUCUGCCUUCUAACAAACAUCUUUCUCUUUGACCUUAUGUUGCUACCAAACCUAAAACAGCUGAAUUUGAGGUAAGGGUGAGUGGAGAAGGAAAUGUAUUUCUUCACCAAGUGAGCAUGUUCCAAUGCUGCAUUCCAGCUGCCCUGAUGCUGCACUUAACUUGCUUUCUGUGUUGAGCAUUUUCAAAACUGGGACACUACACUGAGACAUAAGGUCUCCAUGAGAAAUGUGGCAUAGUGUGGAAUCUAAUUUCUUUCCAGGUUCCAGCAUUUCAGAGCAGUGCAGCAGAUAAGGCACAUUUAGUGUUUCUCUGUUACAACUGUAACAUGGCCCUUGUGUAUUAUAUUGUAGAACAGUUGCUGCAAUACUACUUGCAUGUCUUUCAUGAUAAAUUAUAUAAAUAUUUAUAAACAUAGAGACAUAUGCUUAUAUAAAUCCAUUCUUUCUCAUUCUGCAUUUGUAAUUUCAAGAUCCUUAGAUGAUGAAAUUCCUUUUCUAUUGUGUGCCUCGUGUACACUUGGGCAUUGCCCAUCUUCAUUUUCUGAAAAUAUGUUCUAGGCAUGUGACACCUAAGAUUCCUCUUGCCUUCCAGGUACAUAGUGCAACAGUUGGCAGUCUUUAACAAGCCAAGGUAUAAGAUACUUAAUUUUCAUUUAAAAAGUAUUUUAAUAGGUGAAAUUUUUAACAGGAUAUGCUUGUAAUACAGGCUCAAAGAUUACUCAUGUUAGCCACAUAGUCCUGUCAUUAUGGUUAGAGUGGGUCGAUGGGCAUUAUAAUUAUGGAUCUGGCAUCAGCUGAUUUUUAAAACAUUUCCUGAAAGUUGCCUCUUUCAUGUCACUCUUUUGAAUAGGAGUGGAGAUGGGAUGUAGGAUAAUUAAGAAAUUAUCUUUCUUUUACAUUAGCUAAAUGAUGCUAAAAAGUAGCCAGCUUUAAUACUGACCUCUCUAGUCAGUUGUGUGCUAAUAGUAACCACUGGGAAAGCUAAUACAGCCCAGCCUUUUUCUUUCUGAAUUUCUCUACUGAUAGUCAAAACCCAAGGUGAUGGCAGCAUGACACAGGAUGUUUUCUGUUUUGGUUUCUUUGUUUUCUUCAACCUUUUAAUGUGUUGCCUCCUUUUCUACAUGUCAUUAACAAACUCAUCAAAAUCCAGAGACAAAUGGCCUCAUUACCUGAGAAUGUUUUAUUUUGCAUGUAGGGAAAAGAGCCAACCAAAGAUGUUUUUGCUCUGAAGAAAAGGAAAUGGACUAAUUAUAAUAUUUUAUGUAUCAGUAGGUCCAUUUAUUAAGUGUUAUCCUGAUACAGAGAUUAAAAAGCUGAGCCAAGGUGUUAGUGGUGCACACCUUUAAUCCCAGCACUCGGGAGGCAGAGGCAGUUUGAUCUCAGAGUUCAAGGGCAGCCUAAUCUACAGAGUGAGUCUCAGGAUAGCCCGGGCUACACAUAGAAACCCUAUCUCCAACCCCCACCCUCACCCCAAAAAAAAGAGAGAUUAAAAAGCAUAGUCUCUCAGGUUGUUGGCAAUCUUAAGCAACACUUUUGGAUCAGGAGUAUGAUCCAGAGACUCAAGGUUCCUUAUUUUGAGGUUUUUAUUGAUAGCAUACAGAUUAUCCAAAUAAAUAUAAACAGUUUGGCUAUUUUACUUAAAGUGAGGAACAUGACCGAAGGUAUAACAAAAGUAGUGUGAGACCAAAGUUAAGUUACCUUUUGGAAAGCAAGUACCUCCUGACCUCCAUCUGCAGAGGUUACUGACUCAUGCCCACCCUUGCCUUGUUUCGUCUCUGGGAUUAUUUCAGUGAAGCCAAAAGUAAAUAUGCCAAUAGUUUAGUUCAUAAUUUUAGGUAAUGUUGCCCCAAAAUUAUACUAUUGACCUUCAGGUAUUGUGAAUUGCUUUAAAAUAUUAAAAUCAUACCUAGGAAUCUUGCACAGCCUAAGCGUAUUUGACUUCAAUGGAUAGUGAACACAGGAGGAAAUUGGAUCAUAUCCAAUUCAACAUUAAGGUAUAGAUUCCCCUUCCAAUGAAGCUGUCAGUAGCCAGGAAUUUAUUUCCAACCCUGGUACACAAGCUGGCCUUGCAGACAGGAGCACAGUUACUUUUAGUUUUUUAGUUGCAUGCUUUGCAAUGAAUGUUUUUUUGGUAAAAGUUGCCUAACAAGUUAAUCAAGGCCUAAAAACAAAGUAGAAAAUGGUCAAAGGUCCAUUGUCAUCAUUAUCCACCUGGCAUUAUUUGCUCUAGCGUACUAAGCCACUGUAUGCUAAUUUGGUGUUCUACAUACACAGUAUGUCUGUCUGUUCCACUACUGGCCACUGUGGAAACUUGAGAGACUUCAGCAGGCAGAGGAGAUUUCCUCUCAGCCACAGAUUCCUAGGCUACUGUUUCUAUGAUUGCAUCCAUUGUACAAAGAAAAAGGCAUACAUUUGCAGCAUGUUUUAUAAACCUAGACCAGAUAGCUAGCUAAAUCAUAAUGAGAUUUUCUACACCCAGUAACCUUGAUGACAAACAGGUGCCUUUAUUCAAGGGCAGAAAAUUUUACAUUUCCAAUCUAACAUUAGGAACUGUUGACAGGAUUCACAAUUUAAUGGCUUAAGGAAAAAAUGCAUCUUGAAAAUGAUAUCUUAAAAUUUAUUUGUAGAUAAUCUAGAUUUAGCCUUGGAGAUCAAAGUUUUUCAUAUUUUAAAAACUUGUUAGUUAGGCAUGGUGGUUCAUGUUUCUAACCCAAUACUUGAGGGAUGUGGGAAGAUGGAAGAGACUCUGAAGCCAGCCUCAGCUUCAUUGUGAUUUCAAGUCCACCUAGGCUAGUAUGAGACCCUAUCUCAAAAACAAAACAAAAACUACAUUCUUUUUUAUUUUUUGUUUUCAUACAUGUAUGUAUGUAUUCACGUUAUACUCCUUCUCAUCCUUUUGUAUUUGUCAAACAUGGCAUGUUUUAAAGAAUGAUGUCUGUCUUGUUCAUGUAAGGAUUGUUUGCAUUCACUUUUCUUAAACGUGCCUAUUUCUGGUUUUGUGUUAGGAUAUUGUUUCUGGGGAUAGUUCAUCUAGCACCUCUUUUACUGGGGUGAUAGGACAGUUGCAACCAGUUGUACUGUUUAACUUUCUUGAAUUUGGUUUCAUAGACAAUACAUUUGCAGAACAGCUAUGUAGGAUUCAAUCCAAGUGCAUUAUAGGAUUACAGCAUGUAACUACUAUUGUAGUCCUCAUAUGCCAACAUAUACCCAAGUUCAGAAGCUACUGUGGUGCAUCUUAGACCUUAGCUUAUUAUGGAAGGAAACAGGUAGUGUCACAACUUGGACAGUAUGCACCCCACUUUCUGUCCUUACCAAAACUUUACAAAACUCUGGUGUACACUAUGAGGAUUUGUAAGUAAAGCAGAAACUCAUAUUAUUGGGUAUUUGCCAUACUUUCUCCAGAAAUUUAACAGUCUCUGAGCCUUCAGAAUUUUGGUACCCAACAUUACUUGCCAGAACUGCAGGAAGAGGAGAAUCCCAUAGUUCAUAGGUAACUCCCAAGUUUGGGACAAGAACCCCUAUUAUUCACUUAGAGGGGAAUCUGGGUAAAAUAUGUAGGCUUUCAGUUAAGUUCUUGUGAGAGAAUUUGCAUCCAUAAAUUAGUGAUAAGAUCAUCUCAUAGCUUCACACAAUCUCAAGAUGCUAAAUGACAAAAGAUUUUCUCAGUAAUGACUUCAGUAUUUGCUCUCGCACACAAGGACUAAUAAUCAGGCUGGCCAAGGCAUGUUCAAGGAUUAUUUUCCUGUACUUCACCCAAACCUUGGUUUUAAGAAACCCUGUAGCAAAAGUAGAGUGGCAUUCCUUCCAUUGCCCUUACAAUGUAACAAGCCUCUGCCUUCUCUACAUGGGGUGACAGUAUCUACAUUGUAGACCGAUGAUGCCAACCACUUCCGGUACUUUCAACCACACUUUCUAGACAACAACAGAAUGAAUGAGGCAGAUCUUUGAGACUAUAGGAGGAGAUUAUAGGAUUACAGAGUUUGCUGAUAACAUAAUUUUACACCAACAGUGGAUCAGUUGAUUUCUAUAUAAUUUAAAAUUGUUUUGUGUUGUACACACGAUUGAUUGUUCAGCUACAGACAUUAGUAAACCAAGUUUUUAUGUAGACUAUCUUUACCAUAUGAUGCUUUUUAAAACUCUUAUAAAACAUGAUUUAAAUCCUCAAAAAUUCACUUGUAUCUUGAGCAAAUUUAGGCUAGGCCAGGUGUUUUUGUUACAGCAGUAAACAAGGCAACUGUGUUUGGCUGUGAUUUACUUUAGGGAGUUUGAUGAGAAGAGAGCUUUGAGACUUUAUCAAAACAGUUUUUUUGUUGGUUUGUUUGUGUGAUUUUUCAAGACAAGGCUUCUCUGUGCAGCCAUCCCUGGCCGCCUUGAAACUAGCUUUCAGACCAGGCUGGCCUUGAACUCAGAGAUCCACCUGCCUCUGCCUCUCACAAUGCUGGGAUUAAGGGUGUGCACCACCACCACCACCACCACCACGCCUGGCUAAAACAGUUUCAUUGAAUUAGUGUAAUUAGUUCUCUAAGUUAGAAAUUUCAGAAAUUAAAAUAUAGGAAGAUCUUUAUUGUUAUAUCUUUUAAAACAAAGGAAAUGUACCUCUGGGCCACUCAGGACUUUGAAAUUGGAUUGCCUAGACUUGGUGGUCUGUGCCUAUAAUCCCAGCAUUUAGAAGGUAAAGGGAGGAAUAGGAGGGAAGGUCUUAAUGUGCUACAUAAUGAGUUUGAAGCCAACUUGGGCUCCAUGAGACCCUGUCUCAAAAAAAAAAAAAAAAAAAAGCAAAAAUCUUAGAUGAGAGACUGGAUUGGAGGCAUUGAGUACAAAGAACAGAUCUGGUGACCCAGACUUGAGCCGCCUUGCUGUUCCCUGAUUUACAUUCUCAUUUCCCUUUGGCACCUUUCUUGAAAUAGCACUGUUUCAUCAGACCAUUUAUUUACAAAUUCUAAGCAAAGGAGGCAUGUUUGACUUUGUGUUAGAUAUAAAUGUAAGUUUGUAAGCUAUUACCAGCAAAUGUCGUCAGAUUUAGUCACAACCCUAAUUCUCUUGUUGAACAAGACAAAUGAGUUAGAUUACUUUAAUCCAUUUUACUGUUCUCCUCUUAAUGAGAAAUUGCUCUUUGAAGUUCUUUUAAAUGUACUGCACUGUGUCCCUUUCCCCCUCCCUGAAUCUUCCUUUUAUGCGUUUUUUGCUCAGGCAACCAAGGACAUAAAGUAUUGAAAGAAAAACAUGCAGUGCUUUUGUAUAGGCCAUCUGUACAUAAAAGUGUAAUUAUUUAUUUAAUUUUCCCAUUUGUACCAUAUUAAAGCUUUGUACAGUGUUUUAAGUUCUGUUUUAAAAUUAUUUUGUAUUUUAUUUUUAUAAUCUAGUAAUAAAACAUUCAGUACGCAUGCAAA
This is a messenger RNA of Mesocricetus auratus (golden hamster), 10845 nucleotides long. It is a transcript of the gene Ttbk2, whose product is annotated as tau tubulin kinase 2. Gene Ontology annotation, cellular component: nucleus; ciliary basal body; ciliary transition zone. The transcript has 16 exons. Gene Ontology annotation, molecular function: ATP binding; protein serine/threonine kinase activity. Lineage: Eukaryota; Metazoa; Chordata; Mammalia; Rodentia; Cricetidae. The record is from RefSeq and is a predicted model, not a curated record. The coding region runs from base 441 to 4163 and encodes 1240 amino acids. Gene Ontology annotation, biological process: signal transduction; cilium assembly; peptidyl-serine phosphorylation.